Messenger RNA from Drepanopeziza brunnea f. sp. 'multigermtubi' MB_m1, 2142 nucleotides. RefSeq lists its product as uncharacterized. The record is from RefSeq and is a predicted model, not a curated record. Lineage: Eukaryota; Fungi; Ascomycota; Leotiomycetes; Helotiales; Drepanopezizaceae. Gene Ontology annotation, cellular component: nucleus; cytoplasm. Gene Ontology annotation, molecular function: protein binding.
AUGGCGCCUCCAACUCCAUCGGCCAGCUUCAGCACCCUACCUACAGAGUUAGUGCUUAAUAUCGUCAAACACACAGAGAGUAUCACGGAUAUCCUCACGCUUUAUCGUGUCAACCGUCGCUUCAAUUACCUCGUCUUACCCGCAAUCUUCGAAAGAUACAUCACCCGAGCCGUGAACACCUGGAGCGAGAACAAUAUUGAGCGUGCGCUGUUUGAGAUCUUCCUCUGGUCCAUCGUGCACAACCAGAUCAACCUCAUUCGGCAACUCACGACCUAUACUGAUCUGAUUGACCUCAAAGGUUUGAUGAUGGAGUCCUACUUCGUCAAGAAUAAGAAAGUCACAUUCUUGCACUUCUCCCUCCUCAUGGACGCCCCCAACGUUGCACAGCAUCUGAUGAAGUAUGGUGCCGAUCUCAUGCAAGAAGCCAGCGAGUACCCGGACCUCACCUGUCUUGCCCUCGCGCUGGGUACCCACCAAGUUAUCACCCAGCAAGAGCUCGAUGCAGCUCUCCGUACCUCCUGCAGUUACGCAUUGCCCCGGACCACCGAAUUCCUUCUUGCUCGAGGUGCUGAUUCCAACGCCAAAAGCCAAUCCGGACAGUCCCCUAUCCACACCACGCUCGCGAAGAAACCAAGAUGGGGCCACUUCUCUGAGCUCCAUGGGUUCCUGUACCGAGCUCGUCCAACAUCUGAGCACCCUCGAGUCUGGGAGCAGAUGAUCAUCGACACUGCCGCGGUUCUGCAGCUCUACGGCGCAGAUAUCAAUUGCAGAACAGCGACAUCGCAAUCCCACCAAUGCGACUUCAAGUGCUGGAAUUCGGUCAGCUGCUGCGAGAAUGGUGGUCAAACGCCUCUGCAUCUGGCUGCUGCGAAUGGUUUCAUAAACGCAGGCAGAUCAGUGAUGCUACGUACGAGAUAUCUGGCUCCGGUUGACGAUGACGGCUACACACCUCUCUACUACGCAAUUGCUCACGAACAGUGGGAUAUGACUGUGUAUCUGCUGCGAAAAUCGAAAGUGAAUAAUCCGAUUGUCAACGAGAAAUACAAGUCUACACUUCUGCACAUCGCAUGCCGGUUCGGUAUGGAAGCCCUGGUUUUCGAACUUCUCGAAGUGGGAGCAGAGGUCAACGCUGUUGACACCUGCGGACGAACACCCUUGCACGAGCUUCUCACCCAGACACUGAUGGAGCGAAAAAGCGGAGUCAUGAGAACACUGCGCACCCUGUCAAACUUUGAGGCAGACCUCAACCUGCGUACAGCAUACGCGCAGACCCCGAAACAGAUGGGAGAAAGGCAUGAGUGGGCGACAGUGAGAGCUAUGUUCACUAAGUUUACCUGGUUGGACUAUCUUGAUCCUCACACUACGGACUUGCCAAGUGCCUAUGGAAAACCUGUGGCUGGCGUGAAGGCUUGGAAUGUGGAGAGUUUUCCGAGAGCGAUUUCAAAGGAACUGGGAAAUUUACCUCGUGGAUACUAUCGACAUGCCAAUCAGGAAAUGUCGGUGCAGGAUGCAGCUAUGAUGACGGGGUACAAGAAGUACAAGCCGAGAGGCAAGAGAAACUACCAGCCGGAUCCAAAGCUCAUCCCAAAUUCUACCUCGGGUGUUCAGCCGGCUACUCAGGAGACAGCCGCCACCCAACGAAAUCACCAAUUGGGUAAUAAGCCUGAACUCAAGCCAUUGGUUAGCAAGAAGCCUGCAGAGGAACGAAAUGCCCAAGCCGAGCAAGAAUUACCACUGAAGGAGAAGCAUAGACAGCACAUAUUCACGAUUUGGGAGGCUGAGCGGUUGGAGUUUGACCGAAAGAAAGCAGCGGCCAGUAUUGGCGCGGCUUUGCUUCCUGAGCCCGAAAACACCAAGCCGGAACAGGGAGUAGAGGGGAAGGUAUCGAGUUCGCAGAACGUUGGCCAGGAGAACAUCAAACUUGGACGAGCUUCGGAGAAGGAGAAGCAGCAAGCUUCGUGGUCUACUUCCAAGGCCACGGUCCCGAGACAAAAAGUCUCGGAGAAUCAGCAGGCUUCGUGGGAUACCCCCAGAUCCACCGCCCCGAGAGAAGCCUCGGACAAGCAGCAAGCUUCGUGGAGUAUUUUGAAGGCCGAAACAACUCCGGAGCCACGAAACGACAAGCCUAGACAGUGGCAUUAG